GCUACAACACACAAAACCUCUUUGUACCGACAGUAACAUAAAUCUCCAGAAAACAAAAUAGAUGGAAACAUUACAAAAUGCCUACGAUUGGCUCAAAUAGUCAAAUAGAUCUGUGACUUCUGUGAGAAACACGUGGAGGAGUUUUUGUUAGUAAACAUCCGUGUUAGUGACUUUUUUUUAGUGUAAUUGGAAGAGGAAACAUCAAAGAUUUGUAUUGGGUCGCCGGCAAUAUAUUCAAAAACUUUAUGUAUAAAUUCAAAUUUAUUCGAAAACCUGAUGUUAGAACCAAUUUUAUAUUCCGGAUGCUGGUUACUCUUGGUCAUCAUGAGUCUUAUAGCAAGUUGGUUGAAAUACAAUAAUAAGUUCCCUUCACAAAUUCUCAACACAAAAUAUUCUUCUUUUAAAAACUUGCCCACUCUAAAAUCUUACCCCGUGAUAGGUCACUCAUAUUUGUUUUUUCCUGGAGGUAAAUAUAAGUCUGAGCGCUUAACUGAAGCUUUUGUCGACAUAAGUAAAACUUUGGGGCCAAUUUUUAAAUUAAAUUUGGGUGGAUCAGCAAUAGUUGUUACUCUUGAUCCUGACCAUACUAGAAUUUUGUUUCAAAACGAGGGGACUAGACCUGAAAGGCCCCCAUUUCCGGCUUUGCUUCAUUUUAGGCGGAAAACUUUUAGUAGUACGGGAGUUGUGCCUGGAAAUGGCGAAGAAUGGUAUAAGAUGAGAAAAGGAGUAACUCCUUUAUUAAAACUUCAAUUGAUAGAACCCUACAAAAGGCAACAAGAAGACAUUGCUAAGACUUUUGUAGACUAUGUAAAAACGUUUAGAGAUGAGAAUUUCGUGUUACAUGACAUUUUCUCACAUUUGCUAAAGUUCACAAUUGAGGCGAUCUCAAUAGUCUUUCCGGGCCAUCGCUUUCGUUGUCUCUUUAGCGAUAAUUUAGAGACAGAACAAAUUAUUAAAGCGAGUAUAGACUUUAUGGAUGGUUUAUACGGUACACUUAUCGAGCCACCAUUUUGGAAAAUAUGGAAGACACCAUCUUACAAGAAACUUGAAUCAUCUCAUAACACAAUUUAUAAGAUUUUAGAACGACAUUUAGAAGAGAUGAAAUUUUAUUUCUCUGAAAACCCUGAGUCCGUGAAACAGUUACAACCAUACAUGUACUCCCUUUUCAGCAAUGAUCAACUUUCAUGGGAUGAUAAAAUUAUGCUAGCUAUGGAAAUAUUCCUAGGUGGUAUUGAUGCUACUGCUACAACUAUAGCUUUCACACUGUACUACUUAUCCAAAAAUAUUGAAAUUCAAAAUUUGGCUAGAUCAGAAAAUACAGAUUUUCUCAAAGCUUGUAUUCGGGAGACAUUGAGACUCUCACCCACCGCGGGUGGCAAUUCCCGAUUUUUAAAUAACGAUGCUGUGAUCGGAAACUACUUGAUACCAAAAGGGACAUUAGUUUUAUCACUUAACUCAGGAAUGUCAUGCAAUGAAAGGUAUUUUAAAGAUGCGCAAAAGUAUUACCCACAAAGAUUUGUAAAAGCGACGAGGGAAGAUUUUCAUCGUUAUGCGUCGUUGCCUUUUGGCCACGGUCCCAGGAUGUGUCCAGGAAAAAGAGUCGCUGAAAACGAAAUAGUUAUUCUAUUAUCAGAGAUCCUGAAAAACUUUACUUUGGAAUCGGUGGGAGAUUCGGAUGUGGGGAUGGUUUUCCGGAUGAACCGUAUUCCGGAUAAGCCGAUAAACGUAAGAUUUGUAAAUACAAAUCACUAAAUAUUUAUUAUUUCAUUGUACAACAAUACAUGUUUUCAAAAUUACACUAGUAUUAGUCCAUUUACAUUUUCAUAUUUACAUUUUUAAAUGUAUAUUUUUGAUAUUGUUUAUAAUUUUGUACAAUAAAAAUCUGAUUAAAGCUUAUAUGACUUUA
Tribolium madens (black flour beetle) is the source of this 1906-nucleotide messenger RNA. Its product is annotated as cytochrome P450 CYP12A2-like. Bases 277 to 1752 code for a protein of 491 amino acids. Lineage: Eukaryota; Metazoa; Arthropoda; Insecta; Coleoptera; Tenebrionidae. Gene Ontology annotation, molecular function: heme binding; monooxygenase activity; iron ion binding. The record is from RefSeq and is a predicted model, not a curated record. The transcript has 6 exons.